GGCUCCAACUAACAUUUUUAUUCGGAUUCUCUCACCGCCUCCUGCUCGCUCUCGCUCUCUCUCUCUCUCUCUCCUCCCCCUAAUAAACGGCGACAUUUCUGAGCCUUCUUUCUCUCUCCUCUCAAAUUCUCUAACCCUAACCCUAACCCUAGAGGUUAGAAGAAGAAGUAGAGGAGCAGCAUACCUCAGCCAAAGGUGUUUUAACUGUAUAUAAGAGAUAAAAAGAGACGAGAAAGAUGCGGCGUUGGCUAUGUUGUGCUUCUAGUAUCAAUGAGCAUCAUCAUGCUGAUGAGAAUCAAGCCUUUAAAAGGCCAGGCAAUUAUUUAGAUGGAAUGCAAAAGGGUUCAAAACCUGCUGGUGAAGCCAAAGAUGAACCAAAGAAGACCAUAAAUAUUGAAGUACCUAAAUUAUCUUUAGAAGAACUAAAAGAGAAGACUGACAACUUUGGAUCAAACUCUUUGAUUGGAGAAGGGUCUUAUGGAAGAGUAUAUCAUGCAGUUUUGAGCAGUGGGCAGCAAGUUGCAAUAAAAAAACUUGAUGUUUCAGCAGAGUCAGACUCAAGUCAAGAAGAGUUUCUGACCCAGGUCGAAACUGUAUCUAAAUUGAAACAUGACAACUUUGUUCAACUACUGGGAUAUUGCGCCGAAGGAAAUUUCCGUUUGUUGUCCUAUGAAUUUGCUACUAUGGGUUCACUUCAUGAUGUUUUGCAUGGUAGGAAAGGGGUUCAAGGUGCCCAACCGGGUCCCGUGCUUGACUGGAUGCAGCGUGUGAGGAUCGCUAUUGAUGCAGCAAGGGGUCUAGAGUACCUUCAUGAGAAGGUUCAGCCUUCUGUAAUACAUCGGGAUAUCAGAUCAAGCAAUAUUCUUUUAUUUGAAGGUUUCAAAGCAAAAAUUGCAGAUUUUAAUCUCUCAAAUCAGGCUCCUGAUAUGGCUGCUCGUCUUCAUUCAACUCGUGUCCUCGGAACUUUUGGAUAUCAUGCACCUGAAUAUGCUAUGACUGGUCAGCUAACCCAAAAAAGUGACGUAUAUAGCUUUGGGGUUGUGCUUUUGGAGCUCCUAACGGGCAGAAAACCAGUUGAUCAUACCAUGCCUAGAGGCCAACAGAGUCUCGUUACUUGGGCUACUCCCAGGUUGAGUGAGGAUAAAGUUAAACAGUGUGUGGAUCCGAGAUUAAAAGGAGAAUAUCCACCAAAAGGAGUUGCUAAGCUUGCAGCAGUUGCCGCUCUUUGCGUGCAAUAUGAAUCUGAGUUCAGGCCCAAUAUGAGUAUUGUGGUCAAGGCACUCUCCCCUCUCCUUGGAAAUAAGCAAGCGGCUGCACCUGCUCCACCCGUGGCAGUUACCAGUGCCAAUUAGUUUCCUUUCGUCCUUCUCUGCCUGUGCAUGCGAGAGAAAAUUACCUUGGGAGUUCCUCCAUAGAAAAAUCAUACAGGGAGAUACUUCCAGUACAGAUUUUAAAGUUGGUGCUUAAUAAUCAUCCAACUCCUAAGUUUUUUGCUGCAACACAUGGUGCUUCAGGAUUUUCUAAGUGGAGAUCCCCUUCAUAUCUUUUGAUUUUCAAUUAAGGACAAGGAUUUUUUCCCCCCUUCUUGCAAAUGGCCUCAAUGCGCUGGCAUGAAAAAAAAAUAAUCAUUGACUUUCGCCUAUUUGUUAUAUAUUGCAUAAUGAGUUGGCAUGGCCAACUCAUUAUGCAAUAGGGAGGGGACACCUCACAUGUCCCCUCUCUUGGUCCCAUAUUUUUUGUCCUUAAAUCAUUUUCCUUUCUUUUAUAGUACUCAUUUGGCUCUCACAUGUGGUGAUAACGAGUGAUAGGGUUGCCUAUUCGCCUUAGCACAGGAAAUAGUCAUUAACUUAUCCUUCAGGCUCUAUAUUUCUACAUUGUAUAUUUUGUGGCACUCUUUAGCCUGUCAGACGUGGUGGGUAGUGUGUGAUGAGUGUUGAUAGGAUUUUUUUUUAAUGAUGAGCACCUACGUAAACAAAAAUGUUGAUUUGGCCGAGCAUUUUGUUUCCACGGUGUUGUGGGUGAUGCUUUUUGAGCCUUAUUUCCUAGUUUCUGUACUUUGUUAUCUUAGUACUUGCAACUCUUUGGACAGGAAAAUGAUUGAAGUGUUGUGGUUCACAUGCGACUCA
Molecule: messenger RNA, 2126 nt
Organism: Asparagus officinalis (garden asparagus)
Lineage: Eukaryota; Viridiplantae; Streptophyta; Magnoliopsida; Asparagales; Asparagaceae
Product: PTI1-like tyrosine-protein kinase 3
Exons: 8
Coding region: 237-1352 (371 amino acids)
Biological process (GO): protein phosphorylation
Molecular function (GO): ATP binding; protein tyrosine kinase activity
Source: RefSeq, a predicted model, not a curated record